GUUUUCUGUUCCCCGGGGCCACAAUGUUUUCAACGGGACUGAACUUACUCCUUUGCGGACUCUCCAUGGCCGCUUGAUCCGGCCACCCAACCGCCGCGUCUCCGCGCUAACGCUUCCUCCUCCGGACGUCCACGCAAACUUUUUCCAUCCCCCAGAUAAACUCUCGUCCUCCGGGUGGGUUUUAUGUCAAGGACCGAGGAUGCAGCCCCCACCGAGAAAGGUCCGGGUCACCCAGGAGCUGAAACACACUCAUGCAGAGCAGAUGAGCAGAUUACAGAUCAAACAUCAGGCAGAAUGUGACCUCCUGGAAGACCUGAGGACUUUCAGCCAAAAGAGGGCAGCUGUAGAGAGAGACUACGCCCAGGCGCUGCAGAAACUGGCAAAUCAGUAUCUGAAGAGGGAAUGGCCCGACAGUCUGACCGGGGAACAAGAUGACCACAGGAACAUGUAUUGUGUGUGGAGGGCCUAUCUGGAGGGCACAGUGCAGGUCACCCAGUCCAGAAUCAGCACCUGUGAAAACUACAAAGUCCAGGUGGCCGAUCCGGCCAAGACGGCCAGACUGCAGAAGGAGCAGCAGCUGAGGAAGUGCAUUGAGCAGCUGACGGUGGUCCAAGCCGAGCUGCAGGAUUCCGUGAAGGAGCUGACGAAGAGCAGGAAGAAAUACCAGGAGAACGAGACGAUGGCACAGGCUGUGAGAGAGAAGGCAGAGCAGGACGCCAAGUCGAAGUUAAGUCUUUUCCAGUCCAGGUCCAGUCUGCAGAGAGCGAGCGUUAAGCUCAAAGCCAAGAGGAGUGAGUGCAACUCCAAAGCCACCCACGCCAGGAACGACUACCUUCUCACUCUAGCAGCCGCUAAUGUUCACCAGCAGCGCUACUACGACACAGACCUCAUGGACUGCAUCAAGGUGUUAGACGGCAGAAUAUAUGAGCAGGUCAAAGAUUACCUGGUGUCACUGUCUCAGACGGAGCUGGAAACCUACCAGGCGGUCCACAACACCUUCAACCAGAUCCUGAGCAGCUCAAAUGGGGUUGUUCAGGAGUUUCACCAGCAGCUGUUUGCAGAGAAGAACCCGAUGUUUCAGAAGGCUCCGGACUUCUUGUACCAGCCCAGCGACACAGACACGGUGAUGCAGCUACAGAAAGAGAGCGGGACGUCGGAGGAGCACGGCCUGGAUAAGGAGGCGAGGAAAUGGGCGAGCCGCGUGGCCCGAGAGUACAAGAGCAUCAUCCACACACAGCGGGCUCUGGAGGAAUAUGGGACGCAGGAGUCGUCGGAGCAGAACAACAGUGACAUGGAAACGAAGAUGGAGGUGGCCAGACAGAGUCUUCGGAGGGCAGAGACGGUGAAGGUGAAGGCAGAGGCUCGUCUGGACCUGCUGCGACAGGCGGGAGUCACUGUGGAGACGUGGCUGAAGAGCGCGAUGAACCAGGUCAUGGAGGAGCUGGAGAACGAACGCUGGAACAACCUCAACACCCACGACCCUGCGCUCUCUGGGACAGGAGAUCUGGAGCCCGAGGAUGAGGAGGAGAUGGAGGACAGCAGUGGAGUGUUGGACGACAGCAGCUCCAGUCCGUCCAGCACCUUGAAAAACUAUCCCCUCACCUGCAAAGUGCUCUACUCCUACAAGUCGUCUCAGCCGGAUGAACUGACCAUUGAAGAGCAGGAGAUCCUGGAGGUCAUUGAUGACGGCGACAUGGAGGACUGGGUCAAAGCCAGAAACCGCAGCGGACAGGUUGGCUACGUCCCAGAGAAAUACCUGCAGCUUCCCUCCUCUAACAGCCUGCUGAGCAUGCUGCAGUCUCUGGCUGCGCUGGACGCCAGAUCCCACUCCUCCAGUAACUCCACCGAACCGGAGACCGAACUACCCACCGGCUCCGUCAACGGAGACUCCAGCGUGUCUUUUGCGAAGGCCUUGUACGACUACGCGGGACAGACGGAAGACGAGCUGUCGUUUCCGGAAGGCGCCAUCAUCCGCAUCCUGAGCAGAGAGACCCACGAGGACGACGGUUUCUGGGAGGGAGAGUUUAACGGCGUCGUCGGCGUCUUCCCGGCCGUUCUGGUGGAGGAGCUCACCGCCGCCAGCGAGAAUGGAGACGGAAAAGGAGACGGCAGCGCGCAGGCCUCCCCCUCCACUCUACCGCUGGGUGAGCGCUCCCCUCGCAGUCCCUUCCAGCCGGGGCCCCUCCACAGCAGUCCCCUCCAGACGCCCACCACGUCCUCCCCUCUGGCCAGCCCCAGCAGCGCUACCGCCUCUCCCAUUGGCCGACCCCCCGCCUAUCACAACGGACAUCACAGGCCGCCGCCAGCGCCGCACAAAAGCCCCUUUCAAAGUCCAGCACAAGGUUCCCCACAACCCCCCAAAUACCCCGAGAGCGGAUCAGGCACCAUUCGACCUGUCCGUGCGGCUCCUCCGCCCCCGAAGCAGCAUCCCCGUGGGCAGGUGAAGCGGAGGGAGGACGUGGAGAUCACGCUGGUGUGAAGACGUCACCCCGGCGGUGGCGGCAGUGACGUCUCUGUUCAGACAAGGGACCAGCGGCUCUGUGCCUCUCAACACACUCCCAAAGGAAACUUAUAGCUUCUCUGAAGACGCCCCCUGUAGGCGGGGAGAGGCCCUCCACUCUGUCCUCACAGGGUCAGUGAGCUGUGGAGGAGUAUCGUGCCUUUCUUUUCUAAAUUUCUUCUCCUUUUCAGUUUUUCUCAUUUCUCCUCCUCCAUCACCCGGGAUUUGUCUCAUAUUUGAUGAGACCGAUAAAUAAGAACAAUUUUAUAAUUUGAUUUAAAAAUUACACAGGUUCUUAUCUUCUACCAAGACACAAAUCGUUUUCAGAUUUUCAGUGAUCAUUUGCAGAUAAAGUUUCUUAAUGUGAGAAACUCUAUGCAGAAAUAAAACUACAGUUAAACGUAUUAUUGUUAGAAAGUAAUAUGAACGGAUUUGAACGGUUUCAGAAAGGUUUUUGUGAACGUCUCUCGCCGAGCGUCAGAACAGACGGUUGAUGCCACUGCGAUGUCGUGUGUUCGGUAAGAAGCUAGAACCAGGAAGACAUUGGUUUGAUGAUUUAUCUUCAUACCAGCAUUUAAACAACUAAACGUUUGCUUCAAAGUCGACUGUGACUCUCAGAUGUGUUCAGAUGUUUGAGGGAACAAAGAGUUCAAGAGCCCCAAAAAAAACGAUUCAGUUGAAAUAUUAUUAUUAUAAUAUAAACUGCUGCUCCACGAAUAAACAAAAAUAGUUUUUUACUAUUAUGAGACAAGAGUCGAUGGGAAAAAAACAUCUGUUUGAUCUUGUUCUUUUACUAACUGAGCUGAGCAGCUUUCAACAAAGAGACUCGGGUCGUCAGUGGCUGAUUCGUUACAAAUUGACUCUGUGUCGAGUUAAUUCAGGAUAAAGUUUUAUCACAACACGAUGGUGUCAGGGAAAGAUGCUGCAUUUCAUAACUCUGAAGCCUGAGCGCUGUGUCGCUUCAAUUUAACACAAGAUUGUUGUAAUGACAUUUUUUAAUAAUGCGUAAAAAAUCGUCUCUGUGAGAAUUUCCAACUAUCGUGCCGUGUUUUUUAGGGUCCGAUUUCUCAUGGUCUCACUUGUGCCUUAACGAGGCAGCCUCCUGCACUGUUUUAAUGUGCAGCUGUUCUUGAUCAGAAUCCUUUAACGUGAACACACUGGUCAGAACCAGGACCCACAGAUCAACAUGGCUCUGUUCAGCCGGUCCUCAGGAGGAGUUCCUUCUUCACGAUCAACCAUAAAACCAAACAAGCAGUCAAGGAAUUUAUAAUGAACACAGCCUCGCUAACCGUUCCCCCCUGUUUCCAGUCUUUAUGCUAAGCUAAGCUAAUCGCCCCCUGGCUGCAGCUUCAUAUUUAACCGACUAACUUGAGAGUGGCAUCGAUCUUCUCGUCUAACUCUUUGUAAGAAAAUAAAUAAAUUACAUAUCUUAUAAUAACGAGAUCUGUAUAAAAAAUAUAAGGAAAUCAUAUUCAUAUUAUUAAUAAUAAUAUUGUAAUGAUUUCAGACAUCUCACCCCCCCGUUAUCUCACAGGGGUUUUCUCUCUUAUUUCCACGAUCUGAUGUUGAGCUUUUGAGACUCAUCACAAUUGGAUGAUUAUUGAUUCUAUGCAACAGAGUUGAUAUUUGGGCCGGACGGCAGCAUGUUGUGAACGUGCAGCUUCAACACAAACCAAACAUCCGGUCGUCUCCACACUCCGAUCAAAACACACCAGCGGCGGGCGAGGCUGGUCCUCCCCUCCGACACGUGAGCUGUGACCGCACACGGUUACACAAACAAGGGAAAAGUGGCAAUUUUAGUUGAGCGAUAGGAAAGUCUUGAUCGAGAAUAAUAGAUCCUUUUUGCAUUUAAAUUUGUAGAACUCUGCUUGUUGUUGUUGUUGGUUUUCUUUGCACCAAACUGCUCAGAGACGCCUGAAGGGAGACGUAGUGCGGACACACACAGUCUAACUUUGUUUUAUCUUGUGUUGUUGGGAUGUUGGCAACUCUAACGUUUCCAGUAAUGUUUGACUGGUGGUCAGUGGAGGAGCAGUGACAGUUAACACUGAGGUAAUGUGCAGUUUGAACACGCCUUUAUUUUGGAAGGAGGAAACCAUCCUGAGCUGCUAGCUAGUCCAAUUUAAAAAUAAUGUAUACUGUCAUAGUGAAGCACUUUCUGACGUCUUCUUAUUCCUUUUCAGUAUUGUGGAUGCUACGUUGUUUGUCCGAUAUUUCUCGUUUGACGUUUUGUUUACCAGCUAUAUUGGUAUGAAUACUUUUUCCUUUAUCGGCUCUUGUUAUUUAGCCCUAAAUAGCCAGUGUAGUGUCUUUGAUUGAGGUUGAGAUGUGACCUUUAUGAACGUAUUGUUUCUUUGAGAUAUUAAUAGUUUACAGAGAGCUUGGAGAUGGAUAUCUGAACAAAUAAUAGCACCGCUUUUGUUUGUUGUUUCUUUGUUUCUUUUAAUUUCGUUUUUAUUUUUUUAGAUGUAGGAUAAAGACUUAUUAAACCGCAGUCGGAUUCGAUCAGAGGAAAAGAGAGAUAUCUGUCAGCCACGUUGCUGUGUUCUCGUUGAUCUCCUUGAGAUCUGAAUGACAUCAAACUUAUUUUUGAAGUUUGCAUUUACCCUGUUGUAUUAACAAAUGAAUAUUAUAAAAGUUAAAAAAAAGAAAAGAUCUCUUUUUCCCAACAGAGACGUUGUUUUUGUUUGUUAACUUGCUACUGGUCCUGAUUCCACGUUAAGUCUGAAUCAGAAAUGUCAGCGUCAAACUGCCCUGGUUUUACAAUGUAAGCUCUGCAGAGGCUGUCGAGUGUCAUAUUUACACACCAGUGGAUGUUUAACUGUAUUUAUUGUGUACAAAUAAAUGUGAAAUAAAGAUAGCUUACAUGAAAGAAA
Messenger RNA from Platichthys flesus (European flounder), 5373 nucleotides. RefSeq names its product F-BAR and double SH3 domains protein 2-like. Gene Ontology annotation, molecular function: protein binding. Bases 200 to 2479 code for a protein of 759 amino acids. The record is from RefSeq and is a predicted model, not a curated record. The transcript has 20 exons. Gene Ontology annotation, cellular component: recycling endosome; neuromuscular junction. Lineage: Eukaryota; Metazoa; Chordata; Actinopteri; Pleuronectiformes; Pleuronectidae. Gene Ontology annotation, biological process: neuromuscular synaptic transmission; regulation of actin filament polymerization.